Molecule: messenger RNA, 4604 nt
Organism: Marmota flaviventris (yellow-bellied marmot)
Lineage: Eukaryota; Metazoa; Chordata; Mammalia; Rodentia; Sciuridae
Source: RefSeq, a predicted model, not a curated record
CGGCCUGGCUCGCGUCAGCUCCUAAGAGGUUGUCAGCCAGAUGUGACACGAUUGUCGAGAGGAACGAGGGAGAAGAUCUGAUAUUAAUCAAUGCGUCGCUCCGAGCCAAACUUUCUCAGAUGCGGUGUGGAAACAUGUUCUUCUCAUUUCAGGCAUCUCUGUGGCUGCGGGCUGCCACCGGCCUGGGUUUGACAGCUAUCAGCUGUACUCUGAACUGUAGUUGCCAAAGUUUCAAACCUGGAAAAAUAAACCAUCGUCAGUGUGAGCAGUGCAGACAUGGAUGGGUGGCUCAUGCUCUAAGUAAGCUGAGGAUUCCCCCAGUAUAUCCAACAAGCCAGGUGGAAAUUGUCCAGUCCAAUGUGGUGUUUGAUAUCAGCAGCCUCAUGCUCUAUGGGACGCAGGCCAUCCCCGUUCGCCUGAAAAUCCUACUGGACCGGCUCUUCAGUGUGUUGAAGCAAGAUGAGGUUCUCCAGAUCUUGCAUGCCUUGGACUGGACCCUUCAGGAUUAUAUCCGUGGAUAUGUGCUGCAGGAUGCGUCAGGGAAGGUAUUGGAUCACUGGAGCAUCAUGACCAGCGAGGAAGAAGUGGCUACCUUGCAGCAGUUCCUUCGUUUUGGAGAGACCAAGUCCAUAGUUGAGCUCAUGGCAAUUCAAGAGAAAGAAGAACAGUCCAUCAUCAUACCUCCUUCCACAGCAAAUGUAGAUAUCAGAGCUUUCAUUGAGAGCUGCAGCCACAGGAGUUCUAGCCUCCCCACUCCUAUGGACAAAGGAAACCCCACUAGCAUACACCCUUUUGAGAACCUCAUAAGCAACAUGACUUUCAUGCUGCCUUUCCAGUUCUUCAACCCUCUGCCUCCUGCACUGAUAGGGUCAUUGCCUGAACAAUAUAUGUUGGAACAGGGUCAGGACCAAAGCCAGGAACCCAAACAGGAAAUCCAUGGGCCCUUCUCUGACAGCAGCUUCUUAACCUCUAGUUCCACACCAUUUCAGGUUGAAAAAGAGCAAUGUUUAAACUGUCCAGAUUCUGUUAUUCAAAAAGAAGAGAGUGCCCGUUCAAGUGACUCCAGCUCAUACAGCAUAAUCACUAAACUUGAAAGGACACAGUUAUCCCCUGAGGCCAAAGUGAAGCAUGAGAGGACCAACCUUAGCACAAAGAAGGGCCGAGUGUUCUGCACUGCAUGUGAGAAGACCUUCUAUGACAAAGGCACUCUGAAAAUCCACUACAACGCCGUCCACCUGAAGAUCAAGCAUAAGUGCACCAUCGAAGGGUGUAACAUGGUGUUUAGCUCCCUCAGGAGCCGGAACCGCCACAGUGCCAACCCCAACCCUCGACUUCACAUGCCAAUGAACAGAAAUAACCGGGACAAAGAUCUCAGGAACAGCCUUAGCCUGGCAAGCUCUGAGAACUACAAACGCCCAGGUUUCACAGUGAUGUCUCCAGACUGUGGGCCUCUACCCAGCUACAGUAGCCCAGGGGAGGAUUCCAAAGGCCAACCAUCCUUCUCCAGCAUUGGACAAAAUGGUGUGCUUUUCCCCAACCUAAAAACAGUCCAACCAGUCCUUCCUUUCUACCGUAGUCCAGCUACUCCUGCUGAACUGGCAAAUACACCUGGGAUGCUGCCUUCGCUCCCUCUACUGUCCUCUUCAAUCCCAGAACAACUGGUUUCCAAUGAAAUGCCAUUUGAUAUUCUUCCUAAGAAGAAAUCCCGGAAGUCCAGUAUGCCAAUCAAAAUAGAGAAGGAAGCUGUGGAAAUAGCUAAUGAGAAAAGGCACAACCUCAGUUCAGAUGAAGACAUGCCCCUGCAGGUGGUCAGUGAAGAUGAGCCAGAGGACUACAGUCCUCAGCCAGACAGAACACCUGAGGAGCAGCACACACACUCAGGAAGCUUAGAGAGGCCCUGCCAUCUUAACUCAGUGAUAGAGUCCUGUGGAACUGUCAGCCGAACCCCUGAACAGGCCACACACAAUUCAGAGAGGGAGACUGAGCAGAAGCUAGCGUUGACCAUGGUGCCAAGGGAAGUGGAGGAUGGUGGCCGUGAAAACCACUUCACACCUGAAAUGGAGUCCCAAGUUCCUUUUCCUGACUACAUGGAACUACAGCAGCGCCUACUUGCUGGGGGACUCUUCAGUGCUUUGUCAAACAGGGGGAUGACUUUUCCUUGUCUGGAAGAUUCUAAAGAAUUGGAACACAUGGAUCAGCAUGCAUUAGCAAGACAGAAGGAAGAAAAUCGCUUCCAGUGUGACAUCUGCAAAAAGACCUUUAAAAAUGCUUGUAGUGUGAAAAUGCACCAUAAAAAUAUGCAUGCCAAAGAAACACACACAUGCACAGUGGAGGGCUGUAGUGCCACUUUUCCAUCCCGCAGGAGCAGAGACAGACACAGUUCAAAUCUAAAUCUCCACCCAAAAGUGUUGAACCAAGAAGCACUGGAGAGCAGUGAAGACCAUUUUCGUGCAGCUUACCUUAUAAAAGAUGUGGCUAAGGAGUCCUAUCAGGAUGUGACUUUCACACAGCAAGCAUCCCAAACAUCUGUCAUCUUCAAGGGAACAAGUCGAAUGGGCAGUCUGAUUUACCCAAUAACCCAAGUCCACAGUGCCAGCCUGGAGAGCUACAACUCUGGCCCCCCUAGUGAGGGCACCAUCCUGGAUUUGAGCACUACCUCAAGCAUGAAGUCAGAGAGCAGCAGCCAUUCCUCCUGGGACUCUGAUGGGGUGAGUGAGGAAGGCACUGUGCUUAUGGAGGACAGUGAUGGGAACUGUGAAGGACCAGGCCUUGUCCCUGGGGAAGAUGAAUAUCCCAUCUGUGUCCUAAUGGAGAAGGCUGACCAGAGUCUUGCCAGCUUGCCUUCUGGGUUGCCCAUAACCUGUCACCUCUGCCAAAAGACCUACAGUAACAAAGGAACCUUUAGGGCCCACUAUAAAACUGUGCACCUCCGCCAGCUCCACAAAUGCAAAGUGCCAGGCUGCAACACGAUGUUUUCAUCUGUUCGCAGUAGAAACAGACACAGCCAGAAUCCCAACCUGCACAAGAGUCUGGCCUUGUCUCCAAAUCACCUCCAGUAACAAAGUGGUAGACCAAAAUCUCUGAUAAGCAUUUGUCAUAAUUCGGGAAUAAUGUAAUCCAAAGAAAUGUGUCUGACUAUUUAAUACUCUUUGGGUAAGCCAGACUAAAAGUAUUUGAUUUGCCUAUGUAGUUUUCCAUAGCAGGAUAAACAAAAGACAGCUCUUGUGGAAAGUCAACAAUUGGGGUAGCUCUUCCUAUUAUAAUUUUUCUUCGCCCAAGAGGUUUUUUGCUGAUAUAAGGAAACCUUGAAGAAACCCCGUAUUCCCCAGAUUUGUUUACACAUUUCCUGGGAGAGCUUUAGGUCUUACAGAUCAACAAUGAGGGCCCAGGACCUGGGGGUGGUUUCAAGUGAGGCCUACAGUAUUAAGGAUGUUGGGGAAGAAAUGUUCACCUGGAAAAGAUUGCCACAUGGACAAGACACCAGUCCCAAAGAUUCCAUUUUUCAGUUCCUUCUUUAAUGAGUCUGAAAUCCAGGCUUGAUUUUGGAAAAAUGACCUUCUGAAAUCAUGCCUCCAUUUGGAGUGGAUAAUGCUCCCUCCCUCCCCUGAAGAUCUCAUAUCUUACUCCUGGGACUUCUCAGCAGAAGCGGAUUGGCCUCUAAUGUGUUCCUUGUUGAUUCCUGAUGCAUUUAAGAAACUAGGGGGAAAAUAUUUCAUGCACUUAAAAGUAGUGGUCUUCAAUUUAAUUUAAAAUGGUUUUGAUAAUAUUUAACUUGUGUUUGUUAUGUAAUUAUUUGCUGUGAGUGCAGAUGUCAGUGUCACCUCUGGAUCUCUGCUCAGUAGCAGAACAAGUGACAACAUUUCAAAACCACUGCCCAUUUUCAUUUGGUAAACUUCAGAGUGUGUUCAUUUUGAUUCCCUGUGGAAUGGAUACAAGUAUGAUUCUGGCAGAACCAUUUGUAUAUAUUCCGCCAAAGUAUUUAGAGGAUAUGGUUCUGAUGGUUUUUGUAUAUUUUCAGUAUCAGUGGAUCCCUCAGUCUUCACCCUUUUGUAAAUGUAUAAGAUUAGGAUGAACUUUGAAAUUUAUUUGGUAGAAAGAAAAGUAGGACAUUAUUGCCAUACUCUGUCUUAAUAUUUAACUUAUUCUGAAAUAUAUUCUACACUAUUAUACAUUUUUUGCUGUUGUAGAAAGGAAACUUAGCCCUGUGGAAUGAGACCAUCUCCUAAAAUCCAGCAUUUAUAGGUUUCAAAAGCCUGCAUAGGUUAAAAAAUAGAUUUUGUAUUCAGAAUCCAAGUAUUGUCUUUGAAACUCAUGUUGAUUUAAGUAAUAAAAACAUCUUUAAAGAAAACUGAGGGUUACAAGAGAUAUUAUUCCUUUAGCCUAAUGGUGGAAAGCCUGUUACGAAUUAUCUCAACUUUUUAAAAAAAUUUUAGUAAAUGUGACCACUUAACACUUGUCUCAGAUUAAAGCAAGAUGUAUCUUUCAACUGUUUUGUUACCCAGAUGUUUAAUAUUCCAGUUUCCCCAAAGAGGACAUUUUUGUAUACAAAUGUUUUCUAUGAUUUAAUAAAAAUAUAUGGCACAUCUUUUGUUUUAAAAGGCAAA